Molecule: messenger RNA, 308 nt
Organism: Candidula unifasciata
Lineage: Eukaryota; Metazoa; Mollusca; Gastropoda; Stylommatophora; Geomitridae
Source: the annotation of a GenBank genome assembly
CCGUACAGACUCUAUGUACCGCCUGUGCUGGGUCGUUCCUGGGCGGGUACUUCUCCAGACGUCUGAGGAUGACCGCCAUGACAGCCAUCUACUUCAUCUUGGUGGCCAUUUCCGUUUGUCUGCUUGCUCAACUCCUUGGGUUUAUCUUUGGAUGUGAGCAAGCGACCGUUCACAACCAGCCAAGUGAGGAGAGCAGCUGCAACAGGGGAUGUAACUGCAGGGACAACAGUUACUUCCCCAUCUGUGGAGACGAUGGCAGGACCUACUACUCUCCUUGUCACGCCGGCUGUCUCCAGACGGAGCAUGGG